Fusarium coffeatum is the source of this 1677-nucleotide messenger RNA. RefSeq lists its product as uncharacterized. The transcript has a single exon. NCBI's taxonomy places the organism in Eukaryota, Fungi, Ascomycota, Sordariomycetes, Hypocreales, Nectriaceae. The record is from RefSeq and is a predicted model, not a curated record. Gene Ontology annotation, biological process: phosphatidylcholine biosynthetic process. Bases 1 to 1677 code for a protein of 558 amino acids.
AUGGACGAUAAUUCCAGGUCUGCCUCGGGCCUCAAAUCCGACAACAUCUCAACCGAUAGCGAGGUCAUUCUAACGCCUGAUCCCCCUUCUCCAAACGAUGCACCCACCGAUGAUGCCUUGCUCGAUACUCCCGUCCUAGGCGCCACGACACCUAGAGGUUCAAUUCAUUCGAGGAAUCCAUCUUUUUCUGGCAGUAGCUCCAACCAUGAGGACUGGGAUGGUCCGCCUCUGGAUCGCUUGUCUGUUCUUGACCUUCUCGAUAACUUUGCGUUGCCACAGCAGCUCGAGAAGCUGCAAAAGGGCAUCACAGCUCAAACAGACAAGGUCCGCCGCUCGAGGGAAGCGAUCAAGACCAAGACACAGUCUGCGCGGGAACGCAUGGUUGAGGAAUGGAGACGCCGAGUCCCCGAAGCUGAUGAGCAGCUGGACAGGUACCGCAAGCAAAUGCAACACCGUAUGGACAAGCUCGGAAAGCGAUGGAGUGACACAAAAGUUAUCAGUGCUCGUGAAAAGGUAUCGUUCAUCUUUGGUGUCUUGAACAUCUUCCUCAGUGGAUAUCUUAUCGGUGCAUAUCCGGAGCAUUUUCAUCUAUGGUAUACUGUACAACUUUUGUACUUCAUGCCUAUCCGUUUCUUCACUUAUCGUCAACGUGGAUACCAUUACUUUGUAGCCGACCUUUGCUAUUUCACCAACAUUUUGCUAGCACUCUCGAUUUGGGUGUUUCCUGGCUCUAAGCGUCUUUUCACUGCCUCUUACUGCUUGGCGUUUGGAAAUAAUGCGGUGGCUAUCAUCAUGUGGCGCAAUUCACUUGUCUUCCACAGUUUCGACAAGGUCACUUCGCUGUUUAUUCAUAUCAUGCCAUGCGCCACGCUGCACUGCAUUGUCCACUUGUUCUCUCCUGAGAAGCAGAAAGAACGUUUCCCUGCGAUUUGGACCAUCAAAAAUUCACCGCCAGGAUCCCCAACGGCCUAUGCCAACGUUGUCUCCAUGCUCGCUUGGAGUACACUGCCCUACAUCUUCUGGCAGAUCUUGUACUACGUCUUCAUUACUGUGCGCCGACGAGACAAGAUCGCAGCUGGACGGCCUACCUCCUUCACUUGGUUGAAGAAGUCAUAUGCUCAUACAUGGCUGGGAAAGUUCGUACUCCGACAACCGGAGAAAUUACAGGAGGCAACAUUUAUGUUGAUCCAAUAUUCUUAUGCCCUCCUCACAAUGCUGCCCUGCCCAUUAUGGUUCCUUAGCCGCUGGGCAUCGGCAACUUUCCUCAUGGUGGUCUUCACUUGGAGUAUCUACAAUGGUGCCACUUACUACAUUGACGUAUUUGGCGUGCGUUUCCAAAAGGAGUUGGAGGCCAUGAAGGCCGAGGUCGCUCAAUGGCAGAAUUCCCCCGAGCAGAUGCCACAGUCACCUCCCUUUGGAGCUCGCCCUGAUGAAUCAUCUGCCAACCAACUCACCCAACAGGGAGUAGCACCCUCAGCAUCGACCGGCCAAAUCCCAUCUAUCAAAGAAGUCAAUCGUGAGAAGGACAUGAUGAAGGACACAUCUUUGUCUAAAGACGAUGCCAAUCGGCCAAUGAGCGUGGACAACAUCCCACUCCUGAAUGAUACGCAAGCGUCUUCUUCUACGGGAGUUCAGAGACGACCAGUGAAUAAUACCCGAGGUCGACGAAUAGAUUAG